AAAAGGAAGGAAAUUUCACAAGAGCGCCGACGGCGGCCAAUUAGUAGUGUAAGCCAACCAACGCUGCUCCUAUAAACAGUGCCCAAACAGCAUCAUCAGCCUCGCGGUGUCAGCAGCAGGAAGGUGAUCGAGUUGAGAUCAACUCGCAGCUCGGAUCAGCAGCAGUGAGGAGGCCUCCGAGUGGGCGUCGAGGCUGGCCACCGCGGCGAGGAUACCGGCGCCGGUGGUGCGCGCGGUGAUGGCCUGGUGGCGGAAGAAGAUCGUCCUCCCGGCGCGCCGCGUGCUGGCCGCCGUCUCCACCCGCGUCGUCCGCGCCCGCAACACAGGCAGUGGAGGCAGCAUACUGAAGCUUCACGAGGAUGUGCAGACCUGUGGAUACAAGGACGUGCAGGUGAUGUUCGAGAUGCUGACAUCAGAGUUGGAGGAUCCCAAGAGGCACAAACAGCCAGCGACCUGCUGGAGGCCGCCUUCAGCAUGGUCCGGCCGGUCCUCGUCGAUUGCGGCUGCGCAAUAGAGACGAUAUGAAGCGGACGUGAAAUGGAGCAGCUCGGCUCGUUGGGGGCACCAGGUUUAUAACAAGAUAAGAAGGCAAAUUAGUAAGUAAUUGAUCAUCAAGUAUUGAUGAUUGUAGUUGAUUAGUAUGGCAUUAAAGCCUAAUACCAGGUAUCAGUCAUGCAUCCCCCUGCCAGUCAUCUAUCCGGAAGAAGAGCGAGAACUUCAGCAGCGUCAGGCUGCAGAGUGGGUCAUAAGCCUCUGAAAGUCGGAACGUUUUGUUCAUGUUAGAUGUCGAUUGCGCUGAAUUUUCGUCGGAUAAAUGACGGAGCAAGAGGGGUUUAAUUUUCAA
This is a messenger RNA of Lolium perenne, 844 nucleotides long. RefSeq lists its product as uncharacterized. Lineage: Eukaryota; Viridiplantae; Streptophyta; Magnoliopsida; Poales; Poaceae. The record is from RefSeq and is a predicted model, not a curated record.